Molecule: messenger RNA, 1765 nt
Organism: Aegilops tauschii subsp. strangulata
Lineage: Eukaryota; Viridiplantae; Streptophyta; Magnoliopsida; Poales; Poaceae
Product: BTB/POZ and MATH domain-containing protein 1
Biological process (GO): protein ubiquitination
Molecular function (GO): protein binding
Source: RefSeq, a predicted model, not a curated record
GCCCCUCACUUCCCACUACCCCCGGUCUUCCGCCGUGAACGGCUGAACGCCAAUCGCCGGCGCGAGCGCGCGACCAUUCCCUUCCUCCCGCCGCGUCGGCCUCCACCUCCGCACGGACCGCACCUACUCCCCAGGUACCACCUCCCUCUUCUUUUUGACCGCGGCGCCGUCCUACCCCUAGUCCCUCUCCCCGGCCGCCGCUUCCACUGGAUAGGAUAAGCAGGGUCCGGCUCGUCGGGGCCCAAAUCCGGCCGCCGGAGCACGGAACAGCCCGGAUUGGUCCUCUUAGCUGACGCCGGAAGACCAACCUAUCGACCUCGCGCACGCUGGGAGGCUAGCCGUUGCCCUCGCUGCCUCCUCCGUCGGCGCGACUCGCAAGCAAGGCCGCGACCAGAAGCACGCCCAGCGGAGGCAUCUACACCACUGGCGCGAAACGUUCCAUCUCCAGCAGAGAAGAAAUUUCAGCUGCAAUCACUCUCCGGUCUUUCGCCAUGGAAAAUGCCUGCACAAGCCUCAACCAGGUGGCCCGCUCGGCGCGGCUGCUCAACAUCGACGGCUUCAGCCUGACCGCAGGCAUGGGCGGCGACUACUGCCUCAAGUCGUCAUGGACUGUCGAUGGGUACGAGCUGGAAGUCCUUAUCUAUCCGGGCACCACAUGGGUGGCUCUGAAACUCGUCUUCCUCAGCGAAGCCCGCACACAGUGGGGCGUGAGGGCGAGCAUGGCCUGUCAGCUGGUGGAUCUCAGCAGGGAGCUUGAACCGUAUCAUGAGUACGGUGUGUCAGAAACCUUCCAUCACCCCCAAGACUUCGGGGCACUGGUCUUCAUGGACAGAAAUAAGAUACCAUCCGGUUAUAUCAAGGAUGAUAUGCUGACUCUGCGAUGCGCGAUCACGGUACUCAAGGAGUUACCAGUGCCAACCAUCCCAGCUGAAGAAGUGGUCGCACCACCAUCCACCAACUUGCACCAGCACCUCGGCGAACUCCUGCAGAGCGAGAUGGGAGCCGAUGUCACUUUUCUUGCGUGCGACGAGUCGUUUGCUGCACACAAGUACAUACUUGCCACAAGGUCUCCGGUUUUCAAGGCCCGGUUCUUCGGAGACAUGAAGGACAAGUGCUCAGCACGCGUGGAGAUCAAGGACAUGGAGGCGGCGGCAUUCAGCGCCAUGCUGCACUUCAUCUACACUGACACGGUGCCUGAUCUUGACCGACCGCUCGAGGAGGUGACGACGAUGGCUCAACAUUUGCUUGUGGCCGCUGACAUGUAUGGGCUUGAGAGGCUCAAGCUGAUUUGUGAAAUAAAGCUCUCUGGUGGCAUCACUGUCGACGCCGCAGCGACCACUCUUGCUUUGGCGGAGCAGCACAGUCGCUUGAAGCUCAAGGCCAAAUGUCUCGAGUUUAUCGUCAGCACGCCUGCUGUUCUUGAGGCUGUGCUGGCGACAAAUGGGUAUAAGCACCUUGAAGAAAGCUGCCCUUUGGUCCUCACCGAGCUUCUCAAGUCUGUCCAUGUGAGUAAGAGUUGAAGGGUAGCAUAGUGCAUAGUCUCUUUUUGUGCUUGCAUCCAUGUGUGGUGUAGUAAAGCUUAUGUCUGCAUUUACGUAAAAUGGAAAACUUGUGUGCAUCUAUAUAUGUUAUGUUAUAAGCAACUUAACGCUUUCAUUGCUCCUCCAGUUUAGAUGUAAUUUAGUAUAACGUCGUCCAAGAUUUGGUUGAAUGCUUGUCCAAAUUAGUACAAGGUGAUAAAUAAAGUUGGAUGAUCCAGAGCGUG